Anastrepha ludens (Mexican fruit fly) is the source of this 1539-nucleotide messenger RNA. RefSeq lists its product as uncharacterized. Lineage: Eukaryota; Metazoa; Arthropoda; Insecta; Diptera; Tephritidae. The record is from RefSeq and is a predicted model, not a curated record. The coding region runs from base 572 to 1231 and encodes 219 amino acids. Gene Ontology annotation, molecular function: nucleic acid binding; RNA-DNA hybrid ribonuclease activity. Gene Ontology annotation, biological process: DNA replication, removal of RNA primer. The transcript has 2 exons.
GAGACGCGGCGGGUGCUAGGCAGCAUUAUAACUUGCUGUCGCAGCCGUAAUCCAAACCAAAGUUGUAGUCCACUUAGCAAUGGCGAAGUCGGAAUUGAGACCAACCAGCUAACCAGAAGCGAAGGUUUUCAAUUUCAAAUUUUCGCUCAUAAACGGGUUAACAUCAAAGACGUAUCAAGUGGCCAAAAGUGAUGACUAGCAGUUAUGCUAUGGGCAACAGAAGUAAUGGAGUUAAAAGAAAUGCCUCAAUUGGGUUAUGGGGAAAUGUUAAGUCAGGAGAAGCAUCAGAGCCUUCCCCACUUCCCCCUUAAACGUUACCUUAGCGGAAGCUGGACUUCCCACCAUCUCGGAAAGGGUGGCCAACAAUACAAGGACAAGUAUUUUGAAGAUAAUUCAAUGUAGAAACAGAUUUUUGUUUAAACACAUCAACUCGAGCACUCAAAAAUUAAACAGAAAGAGCCGGGAAUCAACAAUCUCCAUCAUUCUAAAAGAAGCCGAAAAACUGGAUAUCAUUGCUCAGCCAGUACUUGUAGAACCUGCAAUACAUCCACCGUGGGUCGUUCCCAACUCGAUGAUGUUGAACAAUCUAUCCAAACAUUUAAAAGAUUCCACUAAUACAAACGAAUACAACAAGAUUUUCCUCGAAACCAUUUCCCCAUUAAAGAAAGAUUGGGAGAUCAUUUUUACCGACGGAUCAAAAACUGACACCUGCACAUCGUUUGCAGUGACAAACGCAGAAGGUGUUACCAUCUAUGCCGGAAUUUUGCCAAGAUUCACUUCAAUAUUUACAGCUGAAGCAGCUGCGUUACUUGAAGCAGUAAUCUUUGCCUCCCAGAAAUGUAGCAAGCACUUAAUUUGCACCGAUAGCAAAUCCUCAAUCGAAGCUAUAUUAAACCCCACAAAUGACACCCCGAUGGUAACAAAAAUCCGCAAUAUAAUUUCAAUACACACAAGUGAAAUCAAAAUUAUGUGGAUUCCUGGGCACUCUGGGAUAAAUGGUAACGAAAAAACUGACAAGAGAGCGAAAGAGGCGAAUAAGGAACCUCUACACACAUUUAACUAUAUCACUUGCAAUGACAUAAAGAUACUAGCGAAAGAACUUGCCGCAGAUAACGCAGCAACUAAAUGGAACAUUUAUCAGCAUCCUUAUAAAAACUUUAACCCCUUUGGGGAAAAAAUAUCUACCCUCCAUCUGCAUUAUGUCACCAAGCAAAAACCUUUACUCGGCUGAGAAUCGGUCACACACUCAUGCCACAUGCCCACCUGCUCAGCGGUUCACCGAAGCCUACAUGCCCGUUUUGUGGCUCCAACGAAUUUACUACACUUCAUCUGAUAGAUACUUGUCCUUCCCUACAAAAUAUCAGAACAUCCUUUUUCUCAAGCAUCAAACCAUCGGAACUCCUCAAACAGACAACGGUAUGCAAUUUAAAUAAGAUUUGUGAUUAUGUAUCUAGAUGUAAGUUAAGGCUAUAAGACGCGCUGUCAUUUUUUAUUAUACUAAUUAAUAGCCGAAGGCCAUAGUAGCCAGUGCUUAGCUCU